This is a messenger RNA of Bubalus bubalis (water buffalo), 3550 nucleotides long. RefSeq names its product GTPase, IMAP family member 1 (gene GIMAP1). Bases 2506 to 3402 code for a protein of 298 amino acids. Gene Ontology annotation, cellular component: endoplasmic reticulum. The record is from RefSeq and is a predicted model, not a curated record. The transcript is spliced from 3 exons. Gene Ontology annotation, molecular function: GTP binding. Lineage: Eukaryota; Metazoa; Chordata; Mammalia; Artiodactyla; Bovidae.
CAGGAACGGGGGAGCCUGGUGGGCUGCCAUCUAUGGGGUCGCACAGAGUCGGACACGACUGAAGUGACUUAGCAGCAGCAGCCUGCCCCGGAUAGUCAGUGUCCGCUAAAUGUUUGAGAUUCUGUGAAUUGUUUAGAUCUCAACCUCAUCCUAUUUGUUAAUGAAUCAAAUGAUUUUAAAAUUUCCUGUUUGUCUUGAAAUAUAAUACCAAAACCUUCUGAAAGUUAUAAACAUAAAAUUCCUCUCAUUUGCAAGUCUCUAUCUAAAGUCAGUUUUAUGCUCCAACGCCUUUUCUUCUUUAUACUAUCACUAUUUCUUCUGACUAUAACAAAAAUGGCAAUAAAAUUUCUACAAGGUAUAGUAAAUUAACAAGUGAGCUGUAAAGUUCCUGAGAUCACAUGUCUUUAACUCCAUGCUAUGGUUUUAUCUUCUGAAGACAGUAAAUGGACAUAUGGCUUAUUUCUCUGAUGCAACCAACUCACGCUCAACAAUCACACACAGACACACACAUCAAUAGUCUGUUUUAUGUGCAUCAAAAGGGGCUCAGCUAGAUUUUAUCCCUUGUGUCCAAUCCCAGUCAGGAUUGAAACAUACUAGAGGCUUAUGUUUCAGACAAGAGUGGACCUAGUAUUUUGCAUUUUGCACUUGCAAUAUUUUACAUUUAACAUCUUCCUGUUAAAUGCAAACUAGAAUUUAUUAAAAUAAACACAGUCUUUAUGACUGAUGAGCUCACUAGAUCGUCAGGAAAACUCCAAGGAUGCAGCAAACAAUACACAUAAAAGGGAGGUGGGAAAAUGUAAGAAGGAUUAGAGCUAAAAGCACCCUCUUGUAAGCAGGUAAACCCUCAGGCAAAGUCACAGGUGGUGAAGGAAGACUCCACACGCAUGCAUGAGAACACUGAAAGGCAAGGAGUUAUCAAAGAAACACUGGAAGCAUCUUCAUGAAAGGUAUACGUUGGGUAGCAAAGACUUAGUCAAGACUGGUCUAUGUGGUUCGGACUUGGGUAAAGCCAGUGAGGAGCCAUAUUCACCUCAGUCUUAAGGAAAUACUCCCUCCCGGGGUCAUUCACCUGUAGGAUUGGCACUUGAGAAACCUUGGCAGUGUGUCUCCUUCAACUCUGUGCCCUAGACACCAAACUUUCCUCACACUUGUCCUGGCCGCACUACUCUAGUGGGAGAAUGAGAGACUCCAGUCUUCAAUAAUGCUGAAUGGAAAAAAAUGGGGGUGUCAGUCAUUCAAGAGACACUGUACCUGGAAAAAAAAGAAUGGAAAACAGUUGACCUUGGGUCUCUUUCCUACCUGAAAAAAUGGGCUGGAAAGAAAGAUGAAAUAGCAGGUCCCAGCCAGUAGAUUAGGGCUCAGGACAGUCAUCCUUCCCACAUCCAGCGACAGUCAACUCUAAAAACCUUGAGUUGGAUUGGUGACCUGACCAGUUCUAGGGCCAGUCCUUUGGUACCUGUUCACCACACCACUGGGUCUUUUACUGACCUCACUCUCAUGACCCUCAUGAGAGGAGGCAGAAUAACUAGAAUCAGUGAUAACAACACAGAUGACCAGACUAAGCCUCUACAUAAUGCUAACUUAGGAAUGGUGUAAAUGCAUGGUGGCUUAGCAGUAAAGACUCCCCCUGCCAAUGCAGAAGACACAGGCUCGAUCCCUGGGUUGGGAAUAUCCCCUGGAGGAGGAAAUGGCAUCCCACUCCAAUAUUCUUUCCUAGAGAAUCCCAUGGACAGAAGAGCCAGGUGGGUUAAGACCUUGAGGUCACAAAGAGUCUGACAUGACUGAGUGACUAAACAGCAACAGCAAUUCAUCCUCAUCCUCAAUACAUCAGCUAGCUUCACAGCUAGUCCUUCCACAGCUGAGAAGACAUCCUUUCUCAGAUAAAACUCUGCUUCUGGAUUUUUCUGACAGACUGGACCCUAGAGGGGCACUGGCCAUAGGGCUGUCCAGUCAAUGGACGGCUGUUGAGAAAAGCUAUCAUGUUCUUUGUUCUGGAGCAGGAAGCACUCUGGACUUCUUUCAUAUGGGGGAAACGCUUACACGGUAAAAAGUAAUUGAAGAUUAGAUCACUAAGCAGUUCUAGAAGGAGACUCAGGCCUUGGGGGUCCUACCACAAGAUAUUUGGUAUGGGGGUGGGGGAGGGCCCUGCUAGAGAACACAGAAGAUUAGUCGCAACAGGAGAGAGGUUUUGUAAGAUAAAUGCUUUAAGCCUACAAUGAAUGUUCCUGUCUCUUUAAAUCAUCACCACCUAACCCUCCCUCUAGGCUCACAGGAGCUGUGAGUCUCAAAGACUUCCUCUAUGCAGAGUGGAAGGAAACAGCCUGCCACACUCAAAACUGAAGGGAAAGCAGAGAUCAGGGCCUUCUUGGAUCACAGGUGAGAGCCUGUCACCAGGAAAGGUGAGCCCUGCAGGGAGCAGGAGCUACAACCAACCAGAAGGAACAUGGUUCUGAGAGCAUUUACUGUCUGAGCACCCGGGCUCCACCAGGCACCUUUCGGGUAAUCAUGGGAGGACGGAAGAUGCCAAGAGAUGAAGAAAAUGCCUAUGGUUUCCAGGAGUUCAGGUCCGCCCUGCAGGAGCGCAGGCUGCGCCUCCUCCUGGCCGGGAGGUCGGGGACCGGGAAGAGCGCCACUGGCAACAGCAUCCUCCAGCGGAAGCACUUCCUCUCCAGGCUCGCGGCCACGGCGGUGACCAGGGCCUGCGCCACGGGGAGCUGCCGCUGGGCCUCGUGGGAUGUGGAAGUCCUCGACACCCCGGACCUCUUCAGCCCCGAGGUCGCCCAGGCAGACCCGGGCUUCAAGGAGAGAGGCCGCUGCUACCUGCUGUCGGCCCCGGGGCCCCACGCCGUGCUCCUGGUGACCCAGCUCGGCCGCUUCACCGCCCAGGACCUGCGGGCCUGGCGCGGGGUGAAGGCGCUCUUCGGGGCGGGCAUCGCGGCGCGCGCCGUCGUGGUCUUCACCCGCAGGGAGGACCUGGACGGGGGCUCGCUGCAGCAGUACGUGCGCGACACCGACAACCGCGCGCUCCGGGAGCUGGUGGCCGAGUGCGGGGGCCGCUGCUGCGCCUUCGACAACCGAGCGGCUGACGGGGAGCGGGAGGCGCAGGUCGGGGAGCUGAUGGGGCUGGUGGAGAAGCUGGUGAGGGACCACGGCGGCGCCCCCUACACCAACGACGUGUACCGCCUGGCGCAGACCCUGGGCGGGCUGAGUCCCGAGGAGAGGCUGCGCAGGGUGGCGGAGCGACUGGCCGCCCGCGCGCGGACGUGGCCGCUGGCCGGGCUGUGGCGGUGGCCCAAGGCAGGGCUGGGGACCCGGUGUAAGCUGGGCCUAGCCGCCCUGCUGGGCGCCCUGUUCCUGCUGUACCUGCUCUGCAGGCGUCGGCCCGAGGCGGUGACGGCGUGACCUCAGUCUUGCAGGUCACCUGGCAAGAAAGGACCCGGACACUUGGAUCUGAAGGGGGAUUUCAAAGGAAUCAGUUUUCAGAAAUUUCAUGCUUACUCCAGCACAUAGUUUUAAAAUAAAGUUUACCACUUUAAAAUAUCCUUAAAAA